Knipowitschia caucasica is the source of this 468-nucleotide messenger RNA. NCBI's taxonomy places the organism in Eukaryota, Metazoa, Chordata, Actinopteri, Gobiiformes, Gobiidae. The record is from the annotation of a GenBank genome assembly.
AUGCCUGGUCACCCGCGUCUGCCGCCUUUCACAGCCUGUCGCGGUGUGACUCUGCUGUGCCCACCAUCACACUUGCUCCCGGAGCUGUCUCCGGCCAAACCGUGCUGUGCUCUUCUCAAGCAGCGGACUACAAACCGGUCACUGGCCGGCCCGUACCCCGGAGCAGCCAGCCAGCUAUGCGGCUACUGUUCGUGGCUUUCCUGCUCCUUCCCAAUAACUGACGCUUUAUCCAGGCAGUAUGUGACUUCUGCAGACUUGGUGGACAGCACGGUUGUCCACGUGCGGUCCCAAGCGGGGGCCGCCGCCCCAGAAAAUAAAUCGUUGUUUUGUCCAUUCAUUGUCCUCAUACACAACACUCACCACUGUGCACUGUCUUCACGGUGCCGUGAAAGGCGCACUCUGAUUCGCCCACGCACCAGCACUGCUGUGGGGCGUCUUCUGCGAGGCGUUCAGGUGCGCUCCGACUAA